AAUGAUUUGGCGAAAUUUAUCAGAGGAUUGUAUGAACAUAAAAUAUGGGCUGUGAAAAUGGACGAUGCAAUGGGUCGCUACGGGUCAGCAUUUCUAUGGGGCGAUGGAUAUUGGACAGGCAGCGAAGCACUUUGCUCAAAUAUUCACGACCCUCUCAACAACGAUGAAGAGAUACCACCGUUUCCCAUAUCCUUCUACAUGCUCAAAUUGCUGGUCAAUAAAACCGUAAUAACUCAGAGAAAGUUGAUGUUAUGCAUGGACGAUGCAAUGGGUCGCUACGGGUCAGCAUUUCUAUGGGGCGAUGGAUAUUGGACAGGCAGCGAAGCACUUUGCUCAAAUAUUCACGACCCUCUCAACAACGAUGAAGAGAUACCACCGUUUCCCAUAUCCUUCUACAUGCUCAAAUUGCUGGUCAAUAAAACCAAUCAAGAACGGACAAUCCAUCUAGGAAUGUGUCUUCCGCAUUCGUGUACUCCCGAAGAAGUCCACUUUGUGGUAGACGAAGUUACCGCAGAUGGUAAAUUCAAACUUGAAGGAGUCAGAUCGCCUGCACAUUUGUAUUUUGAUGUAUGGCAGGAUAAUACAUUCUGCUUAUUAUGCGCCGCCUGCGUUGUAGUAUCAGUUUUACUAAUUUGUGGAUCAGCCUAUGAUUUAUACCUCAGAAAAAGGAAGGCUGCCAAAUUAUCGGAAAAGGAUGCAGGAUCUGAUAUCGAUUCAGCAAAAUAUAAUAAUUUAUGUGAUUCAGGACAAGUCACUUUGGAAAUCAAUGGAGGACUCAAAGAAACCCAACUGUUUCUAGAUAAAAAACGCGUCUAUUGCGAAAAUAAUAACAACCUUGAAGAAGAUAUGAAUACUCCAGAUGUAGCAAUGAAAAAGAAUCACCCAGUCAGAAAUAUUUUCUCCGAAUUACUUCUGGCCUUCUCCGUGCCAACCAACGUCGCUUCAAUCUGCGACCAGACCGUCGGAAGUGAUACCCUGCCCACCAUCCAUGGACUCAGGAGCAUUUCAAUGGCCUGGGUCAUCUUGGGUCACACUUGCAUCGUAGCAUUUAAAUAUGCAGAUAACCCGGAAUAUAGAAGAUUAGUGGAACGAGAACUUUUGUUUAAAACAAUAACUAAUGCCACAUAUAGCGUGGACACGUUCUUCUUUAUAAGUGGUCUCUUGGUAUCAUUUCUCUACUUCCGAACAAACGCCAAAGGUAAACUGGACAAACUUAUUAAAGGCAAGAAUUGUUUCGGAGCUGGUGUACUCCAAUUCCUAGGACUUUUAGCAUAUAGAUUCGCCAGAUUAACAGCUCCUUACUUGUUCGUUCUGGGCGUAGUAGAAGUCACAAUGAAAUGGUUUUACUACAACUCAUUGUUUGAACCGCCUACUUUAGAUCACAUAAAUUGUGCUCAAUAUAGCUGGAGAAACAUACUAUACAUCAACACUUUGUUCCCAGUCGAGGAAAUGUGCAUGCUUUGGAGUUGGUACUUGGCUGAUGACACGCAAUUCUACGUUAUUGGAUCAAUUAUUUUAAUUAUUGCCACGAGCCACUUAAGGACGGCAUUUUCUGGUUUGGUAAUUCUCAUGAUGUCUUCGUGGGUGACCACUGCCUUUAUUGCUUACGACAGUUCGCAUAUUCCAAAUAGCAAUGAUCCAUUAUCACAAUUUGAUAAAAUCUACGACAAACCGUGGACCCGUUUAGGUCCUUAUUUAGUUGGAAUGUCCGUCGGUUGGCUUCUGUUCAAGACUAAUUGCAAAAUCAAAAUGCCAAAGGUGGUGGCACUUAUCGGUUGGAUAUUAUCAGCAGCUGGAAUGCUGUUUUUGAUUUAUGGCCUGCACAAUGUUACUUUAUCAGAAAUUACAUCUGCAGCCUAUAGUUCCCUAUGUCAUACAUUCUGGGCAGUAUGUUUAGGAUGGAUUAUCGUAGCGUGUUCUACUGGAUAUGGAGGUGUUAUAAAUUCAAUUUUAUCAUGGACGGCCCUUUACCCAUUCAGUAGAGUAACAUAUUGCGCAUAUUUGAUACAUCCUAUAAUCAUUCGUCUAUUGCCAAUGUACUCCGACGCUCCAUUGCAUCUAGGAAAAUGCGCUGUGAUAAUUCUAUAUCUUGGACAAGCAGUAAUGUCCUACGUUCUGGCAUUUGUGAUAUCCGUUUCCUUCGAAGCGCCAGUUGUGUCCAUGCUCAAAAUUCUAUCACCAAAUCGCAGAAAAAAGUGUUAG
Molecule: messenger RNA, 2202 nt
Organism: Ctenocephalides felis (cat flea)
Lineage: Eukaryota; Metazoa; Arthropoda; Insecta; Siphonaptera; Pulicidae
Product: O-acyltransferase like protein-like
Exons: 15
Coding region: 58-2202 (714 amino acids)
Molecular function (GO): acyltransferase activity, transferring groups other than amino-acyl groups
Source: RefSeq, a predicted model, not a curated record